Molecule: messenger RNA, 4111 nt
Organism: Wasmannia auropunctata (little fire ant)
Lineage: Eukaryota; Metazoa; Arthropoda; Insecta; Hymenoptera; Formicidae
Exons: 5
Coding region: 101-3484 (1127 amino acids)
Source: RefSeq, a predicted model, not a curated record
GAUUACUCCCCUCUUCCGGCAGCCAAUCAGCGCAGUUGGUAAAUAGCGAGGCAACUAUCAGAAGAAUUUUUGAAAUAUUCUUGCAGCAGCACUUCUGUUUAUGGCGUCCGUAUCGUCUGUAUCUCUACCAGGGCAGGGGCAACAUCAUUCUCUCUGGUUCUACUGGGCGCUCUGUAAUUCGACGUUGAAUCGCCUCGCCGAAUAUUGUAUAAUGGAUUACGCUGUUGAAAAUUUAAAAAAGACUUACGACAUAGAGCGGAAAGCAAAGCUCAACAAGCUACUUAAUAUGCAAUGGCUGAAAAAUACAUCUUAUUCAGCAAAUCCUGAAAAGGUAAAAACUGCUGUCUAUAAACAAAUACAGAAGCAAGAUGAGAAUAAGAAAAUAGAAGAUAAGGUUUUAGAACUAGCAGAAACCAUUAAGAUAUAUUCGGUUCAAGGACCUAAUAAAUGUUCUUCAAUAAAGAAUACAUGUAAAGCAAAUUUACUUGAUACAAUGCCUGAAAAAGAUGAAAAUACAUCGAAUGACAAAGAUAUAGAUAUGGCUUUAUUUCCAAAUGCUGAUAAGUUAGCUAGUCAAAAGAAUGAAGAAGAUAUGCUAAGUAUCGUGGAAAGUAUUGUAACAGCAAAGCUGGAGGCUGAGUUUUGUAUAAACAAAGAGCAUAAAGAUCAAUCAAGUACAUCCAAGAAUAAUAUUGAAGAUAUCGUACAGAUCGCAAUAUGUACAAAUCCUUCCGAUUUACAAAAAACUGGUGAAAACACAGAGGAGCUGAAAUUAAUAAAACAUUCUGAUGGUAAUAAUAAUAACUCCAAAUCUAUAACACCACGUAUGUCAAAACUGAACGAAAAGCAUAAGUCAACUUGCAAAAUAACUGGUACUGAAAACAGUAAAGCUUCAACAGAAGCAAAGGAUAAAGAUGUGCAUAUAAAAACAAAUCUAACAAAAACAAGUAUUAAAGCUGAUAAUAAUACAAAUUUAGUUAAAGACAAUGAAAAGUCUUCCAGUCCUAGUAGCGAUUCUAAGAAAACAAUUUUCAAUUCAUCAAAAUCACUGAGCACUAUUGAAAAAACUGGAAAGGAUCAAUUUAAUAAUAAAUAUAACGCAAAGAAUAUUGCUGGCACAAGGAAACAAGAUUUUGCAAAACGCAAUGUUUCAAAGAAUGGAACAGAAAAGGAAACGAAAAAUGUUACUGCAAAGCCAAACUUAAUGAAAACAGGUUUUGUGACAGCUGAUACAUGUCAAAGUAAAAAUUCGCACAAGGACAAAGUUGCACAAAAGCAAACAGCAAAACAGUUUGUAUUAAAAUCAAAAAGUCAAGAGCUUCUUAAAAGAAAUGUAUCUCCGCUUAAUAUUUCCGAUGAUAAAAAUAAAAUAGAGAAAGCAAUACAUACACCUGAAAGGCUCGACUCGCCGUCAAAUGAAUCUGAAAGGAAAAAUGAGAAGAUUGUUAAUGAAAAGUAUUUUCAAAGCGACCAAAAAACAAAUCGCGGUGAUUUUAGAAAGAAUACUGCAUCUGUCACGCAAUAUAAAAAUUCAACAUUCUCAAAGUCAAUGCAAAAUGUCCCGAGAGCAGGACAAGCUCCGAUGUAUGGAAGAAAUUCAUCGUAUGCUUAUAAUAAUCCAAAAUUUGAUAGAAAUCGUAAUGGCAGUGCUGAACGUAGAGUUACGAAGAAAGAGCACACAUCUACUAAUACAUUUGCAAAAUCAAAUACAGAAACAGAAGAACUUGACACAAACAACUUGGAGAGUUGCGCAACGCAGAAGAAAGAAAUAAUUCAACCGACAAAUGUAAAAUCGACAAGACAUGAAGUAGAUGCAGUUGACGAUAGAAACGAUACAAAUCCUGUAAAAGUGGAGACACAUUUAACACAAAGUAAGGAAAAUAUGAAUUCAAAUGUUGAUUAUACGGAACGAGGACCUACAAUGUCGGAACAGUUUUGUGAAGAAACAAAUGAUAUCGUUAAAGUCGAUAUUGGCCAGCAACAUCGAAGAGAAACUAAUAACGAAGAAAUAAAUUCGUUUAAAUACUCGUCCAAUUCAGCCUCUGAUAAAUGUGCUACAGAUUCACAAAUCAAUGCGCCACAUCAGUAUUCGUUAAAUACGCAACACACAAAUGAUAUAAAUCAAUUGGAAAGCAGUCAAGCUAUUUGGAAUCAAUCGUCUGACAACGCCAUGCAGAAAGGCGCCACAGCCAUGAGUCUACAACAGUCUAUUCAAAAUUUGCAUUUUAACACGCAACAGACUUUUAUUCAAGCAGGAAAUUCAACGCGGCAAAUGUCGCCAUGGGAGUCAAAUAGCAGCAAGUUUUACGAUCAACAUUUUUCAACUAACGACUUGAUGCAGCUGUCGCAGAUUCCAAAUACUUUCAAUGCACCGCCUUACGAAUGUAAUGCACAAAUGCCAAAUGAUAAUAAUAUCGCUGAUAUGUCUACGCUGGAAACCACGAUGAAUGGUAAUAGAGAACAUGCAAAUGUACUGUAUAGAUACGGAUCGAACGUACAGCAGAGACCUGUUGUGGCUUCGGAUUUUCCUUCCAACCAUUCCAUGUCCGCGUGUCAGGCUAAUCAAGCUAGAUGGAAUUCCUCGACACAAGACAGCUUUCACCAUACGGUUGAACAUCCGUACGUUGUAACGCAACCUACGAUGAUGCACGUUUACAAUCCUGCAGCUUUUGGUCCCGACGACUUUAAUAAUGCACAUACCAUGGAUUAUGUAUCACAUCCGGUAAUUUAUGCGCCAUCUCCAUAUAUGCAAACAUGGAAUUCGCAAUUACAGUAUCCUAUGUCCGUUUUGUAUAAUUCUCCGUGCUCGAAUUACACCACGUUCCCUCAUAAUCAAGCGAGUAAUUUCAACAACUCUAUGCACGACCAGCAACAUAAACAUAAUCCUUACGUGCAAGUGAAUAAUUACGUUAGAGAUACGUAUAAUGAUACGAAUACUUGCGCAGCGCAAACAAGAAAUGUUGCCGAUAACGCUCCGGUAAAAUCCAAUUAUUAUUACAAGAAGUACCAGGACAAUCGAACGGUUUACGAUGUUCCGCAAUAUGCAGCACCAGUUUCAUAUUCGAGAUCGCAACAAAGUAUGAAUUUCAUGCCUGCAAUAGGCAUAAAUCAAUACAACGUAUCGUAUUGUCCGCCAAAUCAGAGAUAUAAGCCAAACGUGACAAAUUACAUGAAAAAUCCGAAAGGUCAGGUACAAGAUUUCGUUUGUGAUGACAAUGCAUCGGAAGAUACUCCCCCAAUAAUAUCUCCGAAAGAGUUUGUAACAAACAAUGUAAGUCUUUCAAAUCAAACUGAUCAAUUUGCGACGCGCGUAUUCAAACCGGAGUUCAAGCCGAGAUCAAACUUAGGGUAUCGUUCAGGCCCGCCAUCCUCUUUAUCAAGAUAUAAUAACGGCGGUUUUCACCGAAAUUUUCAAGAUUUUCCGAAAGAAUAUACAUAUCCUAUUAGCAUUGGCCGCGGUACAUAUAAAACUAAAAAAACAUAAAAACAUCAAAUCUAUACAAAGCAAGAGUUUUUUUUAUUUAAACUAUAAUAUAUAAAAUAAGGAUAUAGACAUUCAUGCAAAAAGUUAAUUUAAAAAUUUUCUAUCUCAUAAAUCUCAGAAAAUCAAUAGCAAAAUUUUUCUAAUUAUUCAAUAUGAUUUCAACUGUAUCUACUAUACAUUUACUAUGAUCUACUAUAAGUCAAUUUACCAGCUCCCUUUCUAUUUUUGAUAUGUCUUGAAAGAAUGUUAAGUUUUUAUAUAACAAGCAGUUAUAAGAUAGAAAAUUCCUAUUAAAUAUUAUAGAUGCCAAGAAAACUACGUAUUAUUAAGUUUAUAUUCAUAUCAUAUUGUGAUAUCGGGCAACCUAAAAUGGUGCUCUCCUUGCAUCUAAAGACUCGCUUUAAAUCUUUAUAGAGCUUAAAAUGCUAUAUUCAUAAAUAUAUAAAUUUUGUUUAAAUCUGUAAGUUUUCACAGAUGAGUUUAGUUACGAAUCGCAGGAUAUGUAAAAAUUAUUAGACUUUGAAACAUAUCAAUUGCGAGAAAUAUUGUUCAACAAAUAAUUUAGCACGUAAUAUUUUCUUCUAUGUUUGAUUUCUUAUAAUUUUAAGAUAAAAUGUUUCAGAAAUA